GUGUAGCGGGCCGCCUGGAGGUCCGCGUGGAGACGGCUCAGAGUUGUCUGCCUCGGUCUCGGACACCCGGGGAAUCUCCCGGUGCUUUUUGGUGUGCCGCGCGGCAGGAGGCGCGGGUAGUUUGCUUCCAGUGGAAUUAGGUGGUGUGCCAUGGGGCUUACCAAGCAGUACCUGCGUUAUGCUGCCAGUGCUGUCUUUGGUUUGAUUGGUAGCCAGAAGGGCAACAUUGUCUUUGUAACUCUGCGUGGUGAGAAGGGACGCUAUGUGGCAGUACCAGCCUGUGAGCAUGUCUUCAUCUGGGAUAUACGGAAAGGAGAGAAGAUUCUUAUUCUUCGGGGGCUUAAACACGAAGUUACCUGUUUAUGUCCCUCACCAGAUGGACUGCACUUAUCUGUGGGCUAUGAGGAUGGGUCUAUCCGCAUCUUCAGUCUUCUGAGUGGUGAAGGGAAUGUGACCUUCAAUGGACACAAGGCAGCUGUCACUGCCCUGAAUUAUGAUCAACUAGGGGGCAGUCUAGUGUCUGGGUCCAAGGACACUGAUGUUAUUGUGUGGGAUGUGAUCAAUGAGAAUGGCCUCUACCGUCUGAAGGGACAUAAGGAUGCCAUCACACAGACACUGUUCCUACGAGAAAAAAACCUACUAAUUACCAGUGGCAAAGACACUGUAGUGAAAUGGUGGGACCUUGAUACACAGCAUUGCUUCAAAACAAUGGUUGGCCACCGAACUGAGGUUUGGGGACUGGCUCUGGUUUCUGAAGAUAAACGCCUCAUCACCGGAGCUGCGGACAGUGAGCUGAGGGCAUGGGACAUCACCUUUAUAGAGGAGAUGAAAGACCUUGAUGAACCCAACUCAAAGAAGAGCAGAGGAUCUUCGCUUGGGAUGCAGGGGACUCAUGGGACAGUGACUGGGGACCCUGAAGCGGAUGAAGACCCUGAGGAUCGUAUUCUUUCAUGUAGCAAAGCUGGUUCCAUAAUGCGGGAAGGAAGAGACCGCGUUGUAAAUCUUGCUGUUGACCGGACAGGCAGGAUUCUUGCUUGUCACGGAACUGAUUCUAUUUUAGAAGUGUUUUGUAUUCUUUCCAAAGAGGAAAUUCAGAAGAAAAUGGAUAAGAAAAUAAAGAAAGCCAGGAAAAAAGCUAAAUUAAGUUCUGGGGAAGGGGAGCAGGAGGACGUUGCAGUCAGUGUGUCUGUGCAAGACGAGAUCCAGCGGGUAGCUCGCAUCAAAGCUUCGGCCAAGAUCAAGUCCUUUGACUUGAUUCAUUCUCCCAAUGGAGGGUUGAAAGCUGUCUUCCUGCUGCAAAACAACCUAGUAGAAGUGUAUACUCUGAACCCAUCCAUGCCCGCCCCACAGCCCAUCAGGACAGCCAGGAUCACCAUCGGGGGUCACCGCAGUGAUGUCCGCACCUUGUCAUUUAGUUCUGACAAUAUUGCUGUCCUUUCAGCGGCUGCUGAUUCUGUCAAGAUAUGGAACAGGUCUACACUGCAAUGUAUUCGGACAAUGACUUGUGAAUAUGCUCUCUGCUCAUUAUUUGUUCCUGGAGAUCGGCAGGUGAUCAUAGGAACAAAGACAGGGAAGCUGCAGCUUUAUGACUUGGCUUCAGGAAAUUUGCUGGAGACAGUUGAGGCACAUGAUGGAGCUUUGUGGUCAAUUUCACUCUCUCCAGAUCAGCGUGGCUUUGUGACUGGUGGUGCUGACAGAUCUGUCAAGUUCUGGGAUUUUGAGUUGGUGAAAGAUGAAAACUGUGCCCAAAAAAGGCUUUCUGUGAAGCAGACCCGGAUCUUGCAGCUUGAUGAGGAAGUUCUCUGUGUGCGCUAUUCCCCCAGUCAGAAGUUGCUGGCUGUGUCUUUGCUGGACUGUACGGUGAAAAUCUUCUAUGUUGACACUUUGAAGUUUUUUCUGUCUUUAUAUGGACACAAACUACCUGUUCUGUGCAUGGACAUCUCUUAUGAUGGAGCCCUGAUAGCAACUGGCUCUGCAGACAGGAAUGUGAAAAUCUGGGGCUUAGACUUUGGGGACUGCCAUCGGUCUCUCUUUGCUCAUGAUGACAGUGUCAUGUGUCUGCAGUUCGUAUCCAAGUCUCAUCUCUUCUUCACUGCUGGGAAGGACCACAAGAUUAAACAGUGGGAUGCAGAUAGGUUUGAACACAUCCAGACCUUGGAGGGCCACCACCAGGAGGUGUGGUGCUUGGCUGUUAGUCCUAAUGGUGAUUACGUUGUAUCGUCAUCCCAUGACAAAUCCCUCAGACUGUGGGAGAGAACAAAGGAACCGCUCAUCUUGGAGGAAGAGCAGGAGAUGCAAAGAGAAGCAGAGUAUGAGGAGAGUGUGGCCAAAGAAGACCAGCCAGUAGUUCCUGGAGAGGCUCAAGGUGACACUUACUUUCCUGGAAAGAAAACUAUCGAAACCGUCAAAGCGGCUGAGAGAAUCAUGGAGGCCAUCGUGCUGUACCGAGAAGAGACCGCAAAGAUGAAAGAACAUGAAGCCAUUUGUAAAGCUGCAGGGAAAGAGGUUCCUCUUCCGGUUAACCCCAUCUUAUUGGCUUAUGGAAACAUCUCGCCUUCCGCAUAUGUUCUGGAAGUGUUUAAAGGAGUCAAGUCAAGCGAGUUGGAGGAGGCCCUCCUGGUGCUGCCUUUCUCGUAUGUGCCAGACAUUCUGAAGCUUUUUGAUGGAUUUUUCCAGCUGGGCUCUGAUGUUGAACUCCUCUGCCGAUGCCUCUUCUUCCUCCUCAGGAUUCACUUUGGGCAAAUCAGUAGUAACCAAAUGCUUGUACCAGUGAUAGAGAAAUUGAAGAAAACAACCAUUUCAAAAGUCAGUGAAGUCCGGGAUGUGAUUGGAUUCAACAUGGCAGGCCUUGAGUUUCUAAAAAGGGAAUGUGAGGCAAAGAGUGAAGUUGAAUUUUUCUCCGAUGCCACAAGCAGUUUGGAAGAGAAGAAACGGAAGAGGAAAAAAAGGGAGAAGCUGAUUGUGACUUUGACUUAGAGCUCGAACCCCUGAGCUAUUUUCACAUUCCCAGUAACUGUGCCUCUCAAAAUAGAAGGAACAGUUUCCUGACCUGAAUGUACAGAUACUGACAUCAUGGGAAAAAACACGGGGCUCUAGUCCACACUAUGCUACUGACUAGCCAUGGGGCCUUGGGCCACUCUGCUUCCAUCUUCUCAUCUAUAAAAGGGGGGGGUUGGACUCGAUGGUCCCAUGUGGUGCCUUGCAGCUUUAAAACACUGGAGUUGGGACCUUUCAAGUACCAGAUGACAAAGGAAUCAUUGGACUGCUAAAGUACUUUGGAAGAAUCCGUCUCACAACAGGGGAAGUUAACUCAGGAACCUCAUGCAGGGCCUCAAACUUUCCUUGUUGGCCAAGGCUAGACACGUUCUCGAGUGAUUGACUUUCUUUUUCUCACUGUUCUUAUUAAUUAGCAGAGGGGUUCUUGAACUCUUAAACUCAAGGGUUGGCGUUACCGACUUAGGAAUUUUACUUAUUUACUCUAUUGCUGGACAUGUGUGAAUAUUCUGAGUUGCUUUUUUUUUUGUUCUUUUCCCCACUAGGAAACUUUCCUAAGGUGUAUAAUUAAGUAUCUCUUUUUCUUAAUGCAUUAUCGUUCUAAAAAGCUUAGGUAAAGCAGGAAUUCCUUAUGCCUUUUACUCUAGAGACAUUUUUUUUGUGCUUGUAUGUAAAAAGAUCUUUAUGUAAUUGUAUUUCUUUCAGUGAAAUAAUUAUUUUUAAGUAAAAUAAGGUCAUGAUUAGAUGACUAGUCUGGACUCUUGGAUUUUUAGUAUAGAAAUCUAGGAAAUUGUUACUUAGACAGAGCAAGUAAUUCACUUCUGUUCACUGAAUAUGCUUUCACUCCCUUCCCAAGCUCUGAACAAGUUUACUGAGCCAUUCAAAUUCCUUACAAUGAAUCUGCCAAUCGAUCCCCCAUAUAGGAGAGUGUAGCUGGAAUGAGGCAACAUGUGCAUGCAUAUGUAGAGAAAGUUCUGGCCGCAUUUAAGGAGCUACAAAAAAGAAGUGUAGAAAAUAACAACUAGCUUGUUGCUACAGUGACCUUUCCUUGGUUUUUCUUUGUGAAACCCAGAGGAAGCUCUUGAAUCUUAUGAGUGGAGAGCAGCGCAACACAGAGAAAAGAAACCUGCUAUUAGUUCAAUUAGGGGAGGUAUCAAGCACAAGAGUUAGAUGUUCAAAAUGUCAAAGCCUUCAGUGCUUUAAAAAUACCUCUGCCUUCCUGAAACUGUGUCUGACAUCCUCCCAGCCAGAAAAAUCUGCCCUGCUUUAUUUAGUCUUAGCUGUCAGUUACAGAAUGGGAUGCUUUUUUUCAUGAACAUGUCUAGUGAUUUUAAUGGGAUACCAAGACAAACUCCAGAAAACAAGUUACCCUGGGUUCUAAGACUACUUCCUGCUACUUUUAUUUGUCCUUUGAACCAUCUUAUUCCUAGUUAGCAGCUACCAGGAAAGAUGAGGGUAUAUAUGUGGACAGCAAAUGACAAUAAUGGACUGACCAAGAAUGAGAUGAGUUGGGGCUUUUUGGUCAAAAUACUGGAUGUCUUUAAGCCUGACACUGUCUAAUAAAGAGCAAGAAAUACACAAUGCUUAGUACUAAGGCAUUUUAUUAAGUGUAUUUUUCUAGCAGACAGUAGAACAGUUUUAGCUUAAAAUACUGCGUGGAAAAACAACACAUGUAGUUUGUAAGGCAUUUGACCUUGAAGCUUAAAAGAGAACUGUAAGUAGGCCUACUGUAUGCCCAAGGUGGAUGAAGGUUAGUUUUCUUUGUUCUCAGCAGCAAGUAGUCUGAUAAUCACAUCUGUAAUUAAAUUUAUUGAAAUUCACAUUAUCUUCUCUUCAUCGUGCUUGUGCCAACAGCACUGUUUUUUAAUUCUAAGAGAGAUAUGACAAACAAUUUCAUGUAUAGACUAAAUCCCCCUGAAACAAAGUUAUGAAACAAUAUACAACCAUGCAUCUGACAUAAAUGGGUGAAGUCCAGUGUGUCAAGUUGCCAGGCUUUUUGUCAUGAGAUAUCUCCACCACCAUUGGCACUGAGACAGCAGUGGAAAUACUGGGGAAAUAUUUUUACUUGAUUUUGAAGGCAAUGACAUUUGAUUUUAAAGACUGUAUUGAUUAAGAUGUUUCAUUCUGCAAGAACUAAAAUCCAAAAAAAGACCUAUGCCCAGCUUCCCAUUAACAAAUUAGCAAGUUAAACGAAAUACUUUCAACCUAUUUAGGGCAAGUGGAAGGAGACCUCUCACAAUUCCCACCCCUUUGUUCUUUUGUUCCCUAUCUGGAUACAAUGCAUACAAUUAGGCAUUUCUAGAAAUGUUUUGUGCACUUGUUAACUUUUUUGUAUUCAAAUGAAUGAAACUGCUACUCACUGACAUCCAUUAUAAUUUCAGCUUAGCAGACUUUGCUAUUAAGAUAUUGAAAAGUUCCUCAAUAACAGGAGACUUGAAAGUAACUCCAGUUUGUUUCAAAAGAAAUUUCAAAUUUUCUUCUGAAACUCCCUGGGAUAGACAUUAUGUUCAUUUUUCAGUCAUGAGGGAGCCACAAAAAUUUACAGAAAGCUUAGAGCAUUUGAUACAAUCUUUCUCAUAUCCCUGUGAGAUAGAGACAUAUUCUUUUCCUUUUAUAAAUGGGAAUAUAAAUGAAAUAUGCAGCAACAGUUAAUUGGCAUAGCCAUAGUCAGAUCUUGAUUAGGUAUUAUUUGUGCCACAGAGGCGUAUGGCAAAUAGAGUGACAUUUAUGACAACUCUACUAAAUGGAUCCUUGAACCAUGGUACAUGGUCUUACUGGUGAGUAUGUGAAAACUUCUUAGCUUGGGAAAUGGUGCCAAACAGAUCUAAAUUAUUGGGAUGAAUUAGGAGCUUAGAAUAAGUGUUUUUGAUACACUAUGUUAGAUACCCACUUACGUUAGAAGCAUGGUUUUUAUAUCGUGUUUAUAUGUGCUUCCUUGGAUCUGAGAUCUCUGAAUGUCUUAGGGUUGUAAUAGUGACAUUCCAUAGCUAUGAGUGAACAGGGCCUAAUAAUAAACUACUACAUGCUAGUAA
This is a messenger RNA of Vombatus ursinus (common wombat), 6026 nucleotides long. RefSeq names its product WD repeat domain 3 (gene WDR3). Gene Ontology annotation, biological process: maturation of SSU-rRNA. Gene Ontology annotation, molecular function: snoRNA binding; protein binding. The transcript is spliced from 27 exons. The coding region runs from base 151 to 2976 and encodes 941 amino acids. NCBI's taxonomy places the organism in Eukaryota, Metazoa, Chordata, Mammalia, Diprotodontia, Vombatidae. Gene Ontology annotation, cellular component: small-subunit processome; Pwp2p-containing subcomplex of 90S preribosome. The record is from RefSeq and is a predicted model, not a curated record.